Molecule: messenger RNA, 720 nt
Organism: Morone saxatilis (striped sea-bass)
Lineage: Eukaryota; Metazoa; Chordata; Actinopteri; Moronidae
Product: protocadherin Fat 3-like
Exons: 4
Coding region: 1-720 (239 amino acids)
Biological process (GO): homophilic cell-cell adhesion
Cellular component (GO): plasma membrane
Molecular function (GO): calcium ion binding
Source: RefSeq, a predicted model, not a curated record
AUGAACCACAGAGCCGCCACCAUGGAAAAUUAUUCCCUGCCUGUGGUCAUCAAAACUCUGCAACGCCUCCCCAUCCAGAGAGUGUUGGUGUCAGAUGGUGGUCCUAGUCCCAGGCAGAGUACAGUGUGGGUGAUGGUUCAGGUCCUGGAUGAAAAUGACAACAAGCCUACAUUUCCUGAGAAGGUCUACCAGAUCAAACUACCAGAGAGAGAGCGGAGAAAGAAGAGCGAACCCAUCUAUCGGGUAUUCGCCUAUGACCGUGAUGACGGGCCCAACAGCGACCUUUCCUACAGCAUUGUGGACGGCAACGAGGACGGGAAGUUCUUCAUUGACCCCAAGACUGCAGUUGUAUCUUCACGCAAAGCCUUCACUGCGGGGAGCUACGACAUCCUGACUAUCAAAGCGAUAGACAACGGCCGUCCUCAGAAGUCUUCCACAGCUCGUCUGCACAUUGAGUGGAUCCGCCGACCUCCUCCCUCGACUCUUCCACUGCUCUUCGAUGAGCCAGUCUACAAUUUCACUGUCAUGGAGAAUGACAAGGUGGCUGAGAUUGUUGGUGUGGUGUCCCUGCAGCAGAACUCUGCCCUCUUGUGGUUUGACAUCACAGUUUUCUCUGGACCCCUGCCCAAUGUGACCAGUGAUGACAUGUAUAGCCGCAUGUCGUCAUUCAACCGCUGGCUGUCGAUGGUUGUGGUCAAGAAACGAUGUGGGUCUCCUUGA